AUGGCACGAGGCAGCUCCCAGCGUGCGAAUGCCCGCGUCGCUAAUGGGGGUGUGCAGGGUGGACCAACCAGAGCGAGUAAACCCGAUGUUCCGAGUCUUGGCAUUGGGCAAGAUCAGCCUGGCAGCCAGGACCGCAGCGCAGAUGCUGCUUGGUCAUCGCCCCAGAGCGCAGGGAUGUUCGAGAGCAAUUUCAUCGAUCCACCGUCCCCCGACCAGGAUCUUGCGUGGCUCCUUGACUUGGAGCCUCUCCCAGUGGAUUUCUCGCCCAGAGGCAGCCACACAGGGGCUGGCUUCGAUGCAGGCUCUUCCCCAGCGAUCUCCACACCACAUCAGCCAGGAUCUGUGCAAUCGAAUGGCAGCAAUGCGGUCGUUUAUCCGAGUCCUGCAGCUACGCAUGACAGCAACAGCGCCCUUGCAGCAUUCGAUGCGCUGAUGAGGGAUGCCAUGAAGGCUGCUGGAGAGGAGUUGGACGGCAGCGAAGACUUGCAGGCGCGCCCGCAGUUUGCCUCAGGAGCUGAGCUGGCAGUAGGGCAGCUGAACACGAAGCGUCCACCGCUGCACCAUUCGCGCAGCAGCCUGGAUGACUUUGAGCUGGCGAUUCGGGAUCUAGUGACUCCAAUGGCGGUCACAGCAGAGGAGGCGCGCCUGAUCUGGCCGCAGGGCAGCCCCGGGGAUUCGCCGGGGGAUCCCGGCCUAAUCUGGUCGCAGCAGCAACCCCCGGGAUUCACCCCUGAACCCCACUCUCAAGGGGCCUGGGAAACUAGCCAGCAGCCGCAACAGCAGCUGCAGAUGACUCAUGGGAAGCAGGAAGACCUGCGAGCGUUCCUGCUUGAGUCACGCUACAAUUCAGCCCCGGAGCUGCCGCUGCUGGACCAUCAAAUCCCCCCGCUCCCAGAUAAUCCUUGGGGGAAUGAUGCGUCCACAAGGGGCGCAAAUCAUCAGCGCAGCCAAAACAGCACUGAUGUGACGGCCUCUCCUGGCACGGCCAGAAUUGGCAGCGAGGCCACGCCAGGCAUCAUUCGCGCGCAGUCUCAGGACUUCACCAUCGACCCGGAGACGGGCAGGAAGCUUCGCUUCGGCCCGGCGAUGGCCGUGCGGACGAAUGUGGUCGAUCUGCCUUCGGUGACUGCGCUAUUUGCUGAUGUCAGCUCGCGGGGACUGAAGAGGCAACGCCGGUGGAGCCCAAGCCCCGCCAGCACACCAACCAAAAAUGCAGUGAGAAGAAGGGGCCGCAGCUCAAAGAGCCCAUCCUUGACAGCCGCAGCGGAUUUUCCACUGCCCCCGGGGAUCUCUGCGGUAGACGAGGACCGCGGCACAUGGCGCGGCAUGUGCCGGCACAUGCCAGACCCGCCGCCACUUUCCUCUGACCAAGCCGUCAGUCAAUCAAUCGCGGCACCAUCUCAAAUUGAUAUUCCAAGGCAACAGGUAGCGCAAGUGCAGCCUGCAGAAGCAGGAGGGAAGCCGGAGGAAGCUGCCUUGGAAGGUACAGUAAAAAGCGGGGGUCCAGUCUUCGACGCGCGGCUUCCACUGAGGGGCAAAGUUGCCAAUACAGGCAACGCUGCCACAUCACCAGCACUGACUCAGGCGACACACCAGGCAGUGGCGCCGGCUAGCCCACCCUUGAACCAGCAGCAGCGGGUUCAGAGCAGAGGGGUUCCACUGUCUCCGGUCUCCGGCCAGUCAGCUUUUACUGAGGACAGAGGCGCUGGAGCACUGUCUGCUGCCGCAGAACUUGCAGUGGAGGCUGGCGAUGAGCCAGCCUCAGGGAGCGAGGGGACCCAGGGGGGCGCGGUGGCGACCCCGGCAGGGUUUGGGGGAAUCACAAGGGGCGUGAUUCGAGCUGCGGCGCUCAGCGGCAAGCACAAGGCGCCUGUGUUCCGACUUGAAGAGCUGCACAGAGCGCAUUCGCAGCAGCAGAUGCAGCAGUCUCAGUCUCAGCAGCAAAGGUUCAAGGGAGUCACCCGCGGUCCUUGGAGCGUGACAUGGGACGCGCAUGUGCCUUCACCUGCCGCCGGACUGCGCGCCCAAUUAGGCCUCGCCCCCCUGGCGCCAGAUCAGGCCCCUGAUGAGGACGUUCAACCCAUCUACGUGGGAACCUUCCUGACCCAAACGAGCGCUGCAAAGGCGCACGAUGUGGCAGCACUGCGGAUCUGCCUGGAGCCGGAAGCUGCCGCCGCUGCGGAGGAAGCUGCCGCGGCAGCUUCCGACUCGAGCCUCAGCUUGAACUUCUCUCCUGACAGCUACCACCAGGGAAUGCAAGAAAUGAGGGGAGCUUCGGUGUCAGACUUCAUCCAGGCGCUGCAGCAGCACAGCGCGUUCGAGACCCAACGCACCUCCAGGUACAAGGGAGUGCACAUGCUGAGCGACAACGAGUGGGUGGCGAGAUUUCUGGAGCAAGAGGAUGCACCAAUUCUGUGA
This is a messenger RNA of Coccomyxa subellipsoidea C-169, 2418 nucleotides long. RefSeq lists its product as hypothetical. Gene Ontology annotation, biological process: regulation of DNA-templated transcription. Gene Ontology annotation, molecular function: DNA-binding transcription factor activity. Lineage: Eukaryota; Viridiplantae; Chlorophyta; Trebouxiophyceae; Coccomyxaceae. The record is from RefSeq and is a predicted model, not a curated record. The transcript is spliced from 13 exons. Bases 1 to 2418 code for a protein of 805 amino acids.